Messenger RNA from Amoebophrya sp. A120, 903 nucleotides. The record is from the annotation of a GenBank genome assembly. NCBI's taxonomy places the organism in Eukaryota, Dinophyceae, Syndiniales, Amoebophryaceae.
AUGUUGUCCGGACGAAUCGGCUACGCUCUCGGUGGGGGAGAUAGUACCAAAAAAGUUUGUCAUGCUAGCAUGCAGCUAGACCCAAGAAGACCUUACUCAGAACUACAACGCAAACUUCAUUUUUUCUGGUAUGGGUCUACUUUUCCUUUUUGUUUAUUUUGUGUUGGAUGCGGGCUGGAUCGCACAACUUCCGAAGCAGGGACGGAUACUUAUCUAGCAUCAAGUUCAAACUGUUGUUCAAAACGGGUUGUUGACCGGGCGCAGAAGAUCCUGGUGACGUUCCUGACCACCUACUGACGAGAACAUCGGCACUGUAAACCGUCGGGCGAUCCUCGAGAAAAAAAAGGGAAUCGAGGAAAGCUCCAGACAAACUGUGGCGAAGAACGUGGGGGAGCGCCGGAAGUAGAUCUUCUUUAACUACUAGAUCAUCCAGCUGGGGGCAGCAGCUCAACAAGUUCAUCUACAGAUAUCAGAAUCUAUGGGCCGCUGGUGAACAAACACGCGAACGCGGCGCCUUCGUUUUGGGUGUUUUUUUUUGGCGGCACGCAAGCGGGAUGGGAGCAAAGUACUUGCUUUUCAUCGGGGCCGCGGCGCGAACGGAAUCAAGCCUUUGCCGGCGAUGUUGGGACGAAAGCAAGGGUGCCUAUAGACGAAUUUCCGCACUCUGUGGGAUUGCCGGACGAGGUCAGCACCGCCGGACGAGGUCAGCACCGCCGGACGAGGUCAGCCUCCCUCUCUCGCGAGAAGUGUCGGGCGACUAAGAAAUAAAGACUUUUUGCGUCUGAAAACAAAAAUAUGAGCAAUCAACGUCUUGUUGCUUGCUCAUGUUUUGUCGACAAUAGCGAGAACGAAAUCAUUCUUAUAAAGUAGAGGUGAAAAUCUUCGGUCCUCGUCCUUAGGGUU